Penicillium brasilianum is the source of this 414-nucleotide messenger RNA. NCBI's taxonomy places the organism in Eukaryota, Fungi, Ascomycota, Eurotiomycetes, Eurotiales, Aspergillaceae. The record is from the annotation of a GenBank genome assembly.
AUGUCUAUCCCUCGUAAUGCCACAGCUGUGAAACGAUUCUCUCAGUGUAUCCAGUCCAUGGCAUCAAGAUCAACGGCAACGAUGACGGGCAAAAAGAAGGAGUUUCUAUGCAUCCUGCCUGAUCGACCCAAUAUUGCUAGCUUAAGGAAACAAGUUAAAUGUGGGCACUAUGAAGGAAUUCAACCAUUGAUAACCCAGGGAAGGCUGGUGGACGGGGGCGCUAUCUUCAAACAGCAUCCCGAACAAGGCAAAGAUGCACAGUUUCUGGGGAGCGUGGUUGUAUACGCAGCCGAAGAUGUCGAAGAGGUCCGGGAGAUCAUCAGUAAAGACAUAUAUGCCACAAGCGGGGUAUGGGACCUUGAACAAGCUCAAAUAUUCCCUUACGUGCCUGCGGUUAGACAGCCUCUUCCUUGA